AAACAAAAAACUAAAAAAAUUAUGAAAAAUUGUAACACAAUGAUAAAUUUUGAAAUAUAAAACGGAGUAAUUCGAAAGAAAAAAAUCUUAAAAAAUAUUUGACUAUUUAACCUUGUAGUUAUAUGUUUUUAGUAUAAAUUUUUUUUUGAAAAAUUAAUUUCUAUCCAUUUGUUAGAAAGUUAUUGAAUUUAAAGCAUAAAUGGAUUCCGCGCGCGGUGUUACCUACAGUGUUUGUUUUUGUGAUUAUUUAAAAAAUGGAGGGUGAUGGAAAAAAACGGACAAUGUAGUCAUUUUUAGCGCAUUAAAAUUCUAUAGUAACAACCUUCAAAGUUCAAAACGCAAGACCACAUUAAACGUAAAUCGUAUAGAUAACACUGCGAGAGAUGCAUUUAUGCUUUAAGGGGGGGGGUAGGGUUUUGCACUUUCAAAAAAUCGAUUUUUUUUUGUCUUUUCUUGUAGUUAAACAUUUCAAUAAUAUAUUCUCAAAAUUUUAAGUUGAUCCGAGCAAAAUUCUCAAAGUAAUCAAGUAGUUAGUCUCCGUUCAUUCAAACUGUUGUUCCGACAGCUGCGGACGCUCAGAACGGCAGAGCGUAGCUGAUGAGCAGGUAUACAGUUUAUUUACUUGGGGAUCAUUCUCGACCUUCUGGCAGUAUUGUUAGACGGGCCCGGUUUUUCGCGCAUGCGCGUCAAAUAAGGACACGAGCGUCAGUUAGUUGUGGAACGUUUGAUUGUGCGCUUGUUUUGAGUGAUUUAAUAAUUUUGUAAAGAUCUUUUCUAUUAAACAAUGCCGAGAAUAUCUAAGGUUUCGAGAGAUGAUCGAAGAAAUAUUAGAACUUUUUUGUGUAGGUCAAAAAAAAGACCAAAUUCAAGUAAACAAAAAAAGGAUGAAACUAGUACGUCGAGUGCAUCAUAAAAAAAAAAUAAAAUUAAGUAUCAAUGCGAGCGUGCCGGAAGACGUUGAACAACAUUAUAGAAUUGUAGAUUUUUUGCUUGUUUUCUCGACAAUUUCAACGUUAGUGAAAUAUGCUCAGUGUGAUAGUUCAGUUCAGUUUGAAAGUAGCAAAAAAGAAGGUCUUGGUUUUGAAAUUCAGGUUAAAUGUGCUAAAUGUAAUCCACGCUAUAUACCGUCGAGUGACAAAACUGGUCAUCGCUAUGAAAUCAACACUCGAUUUGUUUUCGUAAUGCGUGCAUUAGACUUGGGUUUAGCAGGCUGUAAUAAGUUUUGCGGUCUCAUGGAUAUUGCAAGCAAUUUUGUAUCAAAAACGUCUUAUUUGCAAAUAAUGAAAAUGAUUUGCUCCAGCGUAGAAACGACUGCUAAAAAUUUUCUCCUUUCCGCCGCAAACGAAGAAAAGCAAAAAACACGUGAAAACUCGGAGUCUGAUACUUUGACUGUUUCUGGCGAUGGCACGUGGCAUAAGCAAGGCUACAACUCCUCCUUUGGCGUCACUUCAUUGAUUGGUUAUUGGACUGUGAUUGAUAUUUUCAUAAGUAGUUUGCAUUGUCAACUUUGCAAAUUAUGGGAAAAAAAAUGAAGACUGCUGAAUUUGAAGAGUGGUACUCACAACACGUUGCUAAUGAUGAAUGUGAUGCCAAUCAUACUGAACCAUCAGGUAACACGGAAGUAGGCGCAGUAAUCGAAAUGUUUCGCCGCUCAGAAGAAAAUUAUGGAGCAAAAAUUAGCAAUUAUAUUGGAGACGGCGACAGUAAAACUUACGGCAAUUUAGUGCAAGCGAAACCUUACGGUGAAAACUUCACUAUAAAUAAAAAAGAAUGUGUAGGCCAUGUACAGAAACGAAUGGGAAAACGUUUACGUGAUUUGGUAAAUACGACUACUGAAGAUGUAGUCGUGAAAACAGGAAAAAAUGCAGGUAGAACGCGGCGAAGUAAAAUACUUGGCGGUAAAGGAAAACUUACUGGAAAAGUAAUCGAUAAUUUGAGUCGAUACUACGGAGCAGCAAUAAGGCAUAAUUGUGAUUCGGUCGAGAAAAUGAAAAAUGCGAUCUGGGCCACGUACUACCACCAGCAGUCGACAGACGAUAAUCCUCAACACGAUAUGUGCAUGAGCGAUAAGAAUUUGUGGUGUCCUUAUCAAAAAGCUCUGGCCACAACAGGAGUGGAGAAUUUCCAGCACAAUUACACUCCACUUCCAGAAGAUGUCAUCCAAGCUAUAAAACCAAUUUAUGAAGAUUUGAGCAAGGACGAACUUCUGGAAAGAUGUCUUGGAGGUUUUACCCAAAAUGCAAACGAAAGUUUGAACCAACUUAUUUGGAGAAUCGCACCAAAAAAAUUAUCUGGCAGCAAACAAAUUGUUGAAUUUGCAGCCUAUGUAGCUGCAUGCACUUUCAAUGAAGGUGCUGGUGCUUUCCUCACCUUUCUUUCUGAUAUGAACGUCAGCCUUGGGCCGAGCGCUCACGAAUACGCAAGAUUGGAGGACAGCUGUCGCAUCAACAGGGCCGAUAUACGAGCUGAGCAGCACAGCAAAGAAGCCAGAAUAAAGCAAAGACUCGAAAAAAAGAGGCUGAAGACAUCGAAGCUGCUGCAGGGAUUGUACUCUAUGGAGCUGGAAUCGAUGAUUCAGUAUAAUUUUCAACUGAGAUACAAUGAACACCGUAAAUCGUCUUUUUCCAAAGGCGCUCUGGGAAAAGUUCUGUCACCGGCUUAUUUGUGAAUAUUUUUGCAUCAAAAUUGUACAGAAUAUUCUUAAAACCAUACUUAAUAAUGCACAAAAGGUUUUAAUAAAUUUACUCAAACCAUUUUUCUAAAAAAAAUUCGUAAAAAAAGUGUAUCUUUUUACGCUAAAAACCCUACCCCCCCCCCCUUAAAUUCAAUAAUUUUUUAACAAAUGGUCAAAAAUUUAUUUUUGAAAAAAGUAGUUUAAACUAGAAACAUACAGCUUUAAUCUUAAAUGGUCAAAUAUUUUUUUAAGAUUUUGUUCUUUUGAUUUACUUGAUUUUAUAUUUCAAAAUUUAUCAUUUUUUUAAGAUUUUUUCAGUUUUUUGUUUACGAUUUACAUAAAACAUUUUUAUAAGUUACGAAAAAAUAUUUUCAGUAUUUUUUGAACAUUUCUGUGUAAAAUGCCGUAAGCUGACUUUGCUAUUAUUUUUUAGCCAGAAAAAAUUAUAAAUAAAUUUGAAAAAAACUGUUUUUGUUUUUGAUUAUUUAAAAAAUGGAGGGUAAUGGAAAAAAACGGAUAACAUAGUCAUUUUCAGUGCAUCGAAAUCUUAUAAAAACGUUCUUCAAAGCUCAAAACAUAAGAUUCCCCCUAAAAUUUUGUAAACCUGUGUACUUGACGUCGAAUUUUAAAUUCCUUCAGCAUAUUGUCCAUGAUGGCAUUACAAAAUUGACGAACUGAAGCGUUUUGAUUUUUCUUCCAGUUUGCAUUUGAACGUAGUUCUUGUAUUACAAGAACUUGGUGUUAACCUUUAACUUGUUCUUAAGAAAGUAGACUUUGUCUAGCAUGUAUAGUUGUCCGUGAACGUCAAGAAAUAAUGCGCACGAUUUCGAGCGGAGCUUAUGUACGUUUUUCACAUUUUGAAAAAGAAAAGGUUGCGAGGUUGUUUGACUGUGCAAGCAUCACAUGCGAAGAGAACAUCGUUGACUUUAAAUUUUAGACACGAGACCAUGUUGCUCCGGAGCAUCAGUAACAUGUCCUUCCAAUUCAGGUAUCUGAGCCUUAGACGCCAAUCUUUCAUAUGAUUAGAUGCUUCAUUUGACGCAGCGUUUGCUGAAUUUCUUCUCUCAAAUAGAAUAGGUCAUCCACACGAUUGGCCACCAUUUUCACGUUUUCAUCGACGUCCCGUACGUAGCCGCAAUUUUUGAGUGAACAGAAUCUGAUGACUUCUAUCGACAAUCUUAGGACAAAAGAUUUGCGCGCAAUGUCGGUACAUGUAAUGCAUUCUACAACGUAACAAUUUUAUUUUGCUUACUGUUUGAAACUGUUAAUUGCACGUCUCCCUUGGCUGUUAUUGAGGCUGUUGUGUCAUUUGCUGGAUUUACACUACUGCUAAUUUGACGCGAGUUUAUAAAUAGUUCAGAGUGCUUGCACAGGUGCUAGGUACAGCCGCUAGACACCAUUUAUGAUCAGUGACAGUAUUGUAUGCCGAAUCCGCCAGCGUCCUUUCAUUUGUGUAAAAUAAUUUAUUUGUCGCGAUGGCGUUCUGUGUGUCUACUUUUUACUUGUGGUUGCAGUCAGAUGUUUUGUAUCUUUUUUGCUUGCAAUAGCUGUAUUUUUAUUUGAUCGGGUUCUUUGACGAUGUUAUCCUUGUCGGUCGAUUGAUAUUAUUAAAACCCUGCUUAAAGUUUGUUUUUAACAGAGAGCUAAUUUUCUCUUUGUGUCUUUUCUAGUUAAUGACCAAUUCAAGAUGGCAAGUUGCCGUGUUACGCCUUGAGUUUGUAUUUGUUUGUUUGUUUUAAUUUGGUAUUUUGCCAAAUAAACUUUAAUUCAGUUAAAUCCUAAUCAAUUUAAUUCCGUGCGGCAUGAGAAACCCCACGCGCUAGCAUUGGGAUUUGUACGUAUAAUUUUCAAAAAUGUUACAAUAAUAUAAAAAUAAUUAAAUAUCUGCUUUUGAAAAUAUUGCAACGUAACAUUGCGACAAUAUUAUAAUAUAUAUUCAAUAUAAAUAAUAUGUAUAAUACUUUGUAAUGUCAUGAUUAAGAUGUAAUGUCAUAUUUAAGAUAUUUUUAUCUAGUAAAACACAUUUCAGAAAUAUUGCGGCAAUAUUGCAAUAUUUCAGCAGUAUAGGGUGCGUUCCAAGUUGUGCAUGAAACGCAUGGAACGCAUUAGUGUUGCGCAGCGCUUUGAAACUGAAAAAAUUACAGAUUAGGUACGCCGAUUGCGUUAUUCCAAAUUACACGAAAGAAAUAUUAUUCGUGUAAUUGCUCUUCUAUUGCAAAGAUACAAAUACAAAAACGCAAUAUACAAAUGUUCCGUCACGGAAAAAUAACGUCGUCAAUUGUCACAACGCAUCAACUGCUUCAAGUCGAAAUUUAUGCAGUCAAUGCGCUAAGAGGGUUGCUACAAAUUCAGGACAGUUAAUACAAUCUAGGAAAUUCUUAGCGCUUUCAAUACGCGCAUUGGUUAACAGUCUAUGCACUUUAUGCGUAACUCGGAACGCAACCAGUAGAAAUGUUGCAAAGUAGCUGCAAUGUUCUGUAUUGUAUGAGAAUUUGAACAAACAAUAUAGGAUGUGUAUAUAAUAUUCAAAAAAUGUUGCGAAAUGUUACAAUUAUUAUUACACAUGUUACAAUUGCAGUAGCAGUAAAAUGUCCACUUUUAGGUAUAUUGCAAUAUAGUAUUGUAACAAUAUUAUAAUAUAAUAGGCUGAUUCGAAUAAGACUUUUGUGUGUGAAUACAAAUGAAUAUUUAACAUAAAUAAUAAAUAAUAAUCUUAAUAGAAUGCAUUAACAUUCAAACAAGAUGUAUUAACUGUUCACGCCCUACAGUCAUGGCCUAGCAGCAGUUUUUUCUAUAGUAUAACUAAUAAAACAAUUUCAUACAGAUUGGUUUUUACGUUUGCCACAAUCUAUUUUAAUAAUCUUAUCAAAAUUCUCAAUAAUUCAAAAACCAGAUGGCAAUAAAUGUACAAAACCGUGAUAAAGAUAUGUGAGAUCCAGAUUUAUAAAAGUAAAUAAAUAGAAAAUAAAACGUAUCACAGUUAAAA
This is a messenger RNA of Solenopsis invicta (red fire ant), 5660 nucleotides long. RefSeq lists its product as uncharacterized. The transcript is spliced from 2 exons. Lineage: Eukaryota; Metazoa; Arthropoda; Insecta; Hymenoptera; Formicidae. The record is from RefSeq and is a predicted model, not a curated record. The coding region runs from base 1517 to 2668 and encodes 383 amino acids.